AAAACGGUGCAGGUUAAGAAAUAACCAGAAAGGUCAUUAGCGCCAAAGAUUACUCCUGUCGAUAGGGUGGCGAUAUAUAGUAUCUACAGUAUCUCUCUGAGAUUGACAAAUCAAUUAUACUGAGCUAGUACUGUAAACUAUAAAGGGUCCUUAAACUGUAGUUCAUCUGCGCCUUGUGCUAGGUCAGAGUUAUCUCCACUUAUGUAGAGUGGUUAACAGGUUAUUAGACUUAUUAUAGAUAGCUGUUAAAACUAAACGAAACUAAUUUAACUAAAUUAGGUAGGACUUUGUAACAGGGUGCUAGCAGGAGAACGAACUUAAAUUUGCCAAAAGAAAAUUCAGUGUAACCGCUGAUUCAGUGUAACAGCCCAAUUAAGUUGCUUUUGAAUUACCCAACAACAUGGAAACUAAGGGCGCAUUUGGGAAUAAUGAACCAGCCAAAAUACAAGAAAGUUCUGUUCGUCUCUUGCCACAGCUUCCAAAGGUUCGGAAAAAGCCGCAAUGGCGAGACGCCAGCCCUACAUUUGUCCUACUGUCACCAGCCAAACGGGACUCCACGGAUGACGCUUUACACACCGUGGUUGCCGGCGCGCGGCCGAGCCGGACUGUGCGCCGUGGGGCGGAGGAGCGCAAGAGUCACACCGAGUCCUCCGUGAAUCACGCAAAGCCCAGCAAAGAGCGCGCACACUUCCGCCGCGCCCUCGUCAGCAUCAUACUGCAGCAGGAGCCUUCCACCGGGAAGAGCCUCACAGCUGCCAGCACGCCGCCUACCUGCGGUUCGCCCACAGCCGCAGAGAAGGACGCUUUGAGAUAUUACUACUACAUUCGAAAUGGGAUUGACACAGAGCAUGUGGCAACCAUGGAAGACUCCUGGAUGGAUAACAUCCUGAACCUGGUGCCAGGCCACCUAAAGAGGCUGACAAGGACCAUUGAGGUCCUCUCGGACGAGAUGAGGGAGGACUAUCUCCUUAGCGUUAAGAAAGCCAUAGUGGAUUUUGUGCUGUGGGACCCAAGAGAAAUUGAAGAAGGGAAGGUCAAAGAUCUCCUCCCUUAUAGAGAAGAAAUGGAGGUUGUGCCAAAGCCAUGGAAGAAGUCCUUCCAUCAAGCCCAGAAAAAGAUGAAAGAGAAUCUCCACUCCUUCAACCCCAGCAUGCUGUCUGUACUGGAGUUGUGGCAUGUCUCCUUCAGGAAGUUGCGGCUCAUCGACGUGAAUGAAUUCCACAUCAGACAGGAGUCCAUGGAACUGAGUGCCUUCCAGCACAUGGUCAGCAGCCAUGUUGAAUGUGCCAAAGAUGUUCUCCUGAAGAAGUGGUUUCCCGAGGUGCAGCACAUCUACUACCAGGGUAACAAGCGGAAGGUGCCUCGCAGCAGUGCCAGUCCGGCGUGCCUGCAGUCCUUCUACAACUGUGCAGGUGCUCUGAUGACCACCCAGCUCCAGAGCCUUGCUCUGGAGUCCAUCUUGGACUACACGCACCUUAUAGCUCAGGACCCACUUUCAGUCAGGGUCCACGAGCAUCCAGGCUUCAUUCUGCGACUGAUCUUAGAGCAGAAUGAGAUCAAGUUUGAACCUGAAUUCAAAGACUUUGAAAACAUCUUGCUGAAUGUCUACGAUACGAUGCUGAGGUCCGUCACCCUGGUGCCUCGAGUCGAGACAAAGCUUUAUUCAGAAUGGCCAGGCACAGAGGCAUACGCCACACUGAGACCCAUCGUGCUGCCCGAGAUCAUACAGGCCCACCAAGAGGAGGUCCAGCGGGUGAUCCGUGAGGAGAGCUCCGGACCCCUGGAGCACAUCCAUCUCUACGACAAGUACGCCCCGCUGGUGUCCCAGCAGGCUGUGCAGGAUGUGGACCAGUUCCUGUGCGAGCAACACUCCUUCCAGGAGAUGAUGAUGGAGGUAACACGCUACCAGCAGCUGGCUGAAGAGAUCCAGCACAACACCAGCAAGGUGGUACGACUCGGCAUGUUCGAAGUGCAUUCCCAUGAGCUGGUUGGUGCCCUGGUCAGGCGUGCACAGGGACUCCGUCAAAAGCUGGUGACCCACAUGCUGGAGGACCAGCAGAGGUUCAAUAAGAAAUUAUGUGAUGAGUUUGAGAAGAUUGCUGAGCAAGCCUUAAGAACUCCUUCAAACACACAGGAGCUAAUGACUCUUAAGUCUUUUGUGCAGAAGAUGGAGGCUGAGGAGGUCCCCAGGCUGGAGCUCCAGCUCAGGGAAGCGAAGGACCGCCUGUGCUUCCUGGUCGACUACGUCGUGUUCACCCCGACGGACAUGCGCCUGAAUCGACAGGCCUUCCAGUGGCGUGCGCGCAUGCCAUCCAUCUUCGACGAGCACCGACAGAUCACCAAGGACAAGACGGCGCAGUUUCAGGAAGGCCUCAAGUUACGGUGUGAGAGAUUUGUGGAAGAGCUGGAGAGCUAUGCCAAGCAAGUGGAGGAGUUUGUCAUUUUUGGGGACCUUUCUGAGCUCAGCAAGUAUCUCAAAAAGGCUCAGGCCCUGAACUCCAAGCUAGAGGCUGCUGUAGAGAAGAUCGAGGGCUUCAACUUGGAGGCAGAAGCGUUUGGGUGGCCUGUGUCCCAGUACCCGCAGCGCAAGAAGGUGCAGGACCAGCUGCUCCCCUACCUGCGCCUGUACCAGACAGCGUCCGAGUUCCAGACGGAGCACCACCAGUGGCUCCACGGGCCUCUUUCCUCUGUCAACCCGGACAAGGUGGAGGGAGACGUGGGCAACUACUGGCGGGCUAUCUACAAGCUGGAGAAGAGCUUCCAGGACUCACCCAGGGCCCUCCACAUCGCCACCCGCAUCAAAGCCGACAUCGAGGCUUUCAAGGAGCAUGUCCCGUUAGUGCAGGUGCUGUGUAAUCCAGGCCUGCGGGACCGCCACUGGGACGCCAUGUCAGCUGCUGUGGGCUUCCCGCUGAAGCCACCGGAGGACGUGGCAUGCAUGGCUCGCUUCCUGCCCCUAGGGCUAGACGAGCACCUGGCCAUCUUGGAGGGCAUCAGCGAGGCGGCCAGCAAGGAGCACUCGCUGGAGAAGGCCAUGGAGUGCAUGGCAGGAGAGUGGGCCGGCAUGGAGUUCAGCCUCGUGCCGUAUCGCGAGACGGGCACGUCCAUCCUGUCGGCCGUGGAUGACGUCCAGAUGCUGCUGGAUGACCACAUCGUAAAGACGCAGACCAUGCGUGGCUCGCCAUUCAUCAAGCCCUUCGAGACCGAGAUACGGGACUGGGAGGCCAAGCUGCUCCUGCUCCAGGAGAUUCUGGAUGAGUGGCUGAAGGUUCAGUCCACCUGGCUGUACCUGGAGCCCAUCUUCAGCUCUCCGGACAUCAUGGCCCAGAUGCCUGAGGAGGGCCGCCGCUUCACCACCAUAGACAAGACCUGGAGGGACAUCAUGAAGCAAGUUAGCCUGGACAAGCACGUCCUGGCCGUAGUGGCUAUUGAGAAGGUGCUGGAGAAGCUGAAAAGGAGCAAUGAGCUCCUGGAGCUGAUCUUGAAGGCGCUGAACGAGUACCUGGAAAAGAAGAGGCUCUUCUUCCCACGGUUCUUCUUCCUGUCCAAUGAUGAGCUGCUUGAGAUCCUUUCUGAGACAAAGGAUCCGACCAGGGUGCAGCCCCAUCUGAAGAAGUGCUUCGAGGGCAUAGCCAGCGUGGUGUUCACGGACGUGCUGGACAUCACGCACAUGAAGAGCAGCGAGGGUGAGGUGGUGGCGCUCCUGGACAUCAUCUCCACCUCCAAAGCUCGCGGCCAGGUGGAGAAGUGGCUCCUGGAGCUUGAGAACACCAUGCUCAAGUCCUUGCACAAGGUGAUAGGGGAGGCAAUUCAGGCAUACCCUGAAAACCCAAGGAUCAACUGGGUCAGAGCCUGGCCAGGCCAGACGGUGCUGUGUGUGUCGCAAGUGUACUGGACCAAACACAUUCAUGAUGCCAUUGCAGGAGGACCUCAGGCUCUUGAAGAGUACUUGCAUCAGAACAACACUCAGAUUGAUGACAUCGUGACACUGGUGCGUGGGAAGCUGUCCAAACAGAACCGUGUGACCCUUGGAGCUCUGGUGGUGCUGGAUGUGCACGCUCGUGACGUUCUCGCCUCACUUGUCCAGAAGGGUGUGGACGAUGAGAACAAUUUUGAGUGGCUUAGCCAGCUGCGCUACUACUGGAUAGAGAACCAGCUUCAGACCAAGAUGAUUAAUGCAGGCCUGCCUUAUGGUUAUGAAUACCUUGGUAACACACCACGUCUGGUCAUCACACCCCUCACUGAUCGCUGCUACAGAACCCUCUUUGGAGCAUUGCACCUGCAUCUGGGAGGGGCUCCAGAAGGCCCUGCUGGCACAGGGAAGACUGAGACCACCAAAGAUCUGGCCAAAGCUGUAGCCAAGCAGUGCGUGGUCUUCAACUGCUCUGAUGGCCUCGACUACAUUGCUCUGGGAAAAUUCUUCAAGGGUCUGCUGUCAUGUGGUGCGUGGGCGUGCUUUGACGAGUUCAACCGAAUCGACCUGGAAGUGCUGUCAGUGGUAGCCCAGCAAAUUCUCACCAUUCAAAGAGGUAUUGCGGCCCAUGCGGAGAUGCUGCUGUUUGAGGGCACGGAGCUGAGGCUGAACCCCACCUGCGCCGUAUUCAUCACCAUGAACCCCGGAUACGCAGGCCGCUCUGAGCUGCCCGACAACCUCAAGGCCCUGUUCCGAACUGUGGCCAUGAUGGUGCCGGAUUAUGCUUUGAUCGCCGAGAUCGUGUUGUACUCCUGUGGCUUCAUAACAGCCCGUCCACUUUCGGUGAAGAUCGUGGCCACAUACAGGCUAUGCUCUGAGCAGCUGUCCUCUCAGAGCCACUACGACUACGGCAUGAGGGCGGUCAAAUCUGUGUUGACUGCUGCAGGCAACCUGAAGCUGAAGUUUCCUGAGGAAAAUGAGGACAUUUUGCUGUUGAGAUCUAUCAUCGACGUUAACCUUCCAAAAUUUUUGGCCCAUGACCUGCCAUUGUUUGAGGGCAUCACCUUGGACCUGUUCCCUGGCAUCAGGCUACCCAAGCCUGACUACCACAUCCUACUGGAGGCCAUCAAGGAGAACAGUGAGAAGAUGAACCUGCAGGUGACCGACUUCUUCGCUGAGAAGAUCCUGCAGGUCUUUGAGAUGAUGAUCGUGCGUCACGGCUUCAUGCUUGUGGGGGAGCCGUUCGGAGGCAAGACCAGCACGUACCGGGUGCUGGCGGCCGCGUUGCACGAUGUCUGUGAGAAGGGCCUGAUGGAUGAGAACAGAGUGCAAAUCACUGUGAUAAACCCGAAGGCGGUCACCAUGGGCCAGCUCUACGGCCAGUUCGACCCCGUCUCUCACGAGUGGUCCGAUGGCAUCCUGGCCAUCAGCUACAGAGUCUUCGCCACAUCACAGACUCCAGACAGGAAGUGGCUGAUAUUCGACGGCCCAGUCGAUGCGGUGUGGAUUGAGAACAUGAACACGGUGCUGGAUGACAAUAAGAAGCUGUGUCUGAUGAGUGGAGAGAUCAUCCAGAUGUCGCCGCAGAUGAGCCUCAUCUUCGAACCCAUGGACCUGGAAGUGGCUUCACCUGCCACGGUGUCUCGCUGUGGUAUGAUCUACAUGGAGCCACACAUGCUGGGCUGGAGGUCACUGCUUCUCUCCUGGCUCAACACUCUCCCCUCCGCACUGAGCGGCAUGCACAAAGACCUCAUCACGGGCCUCUUCGACCGCAUGGUCCCCGCCUGCCUGCAGCUCAUCCGCAAAGGAACCAAGGAGUUGUCUCCGACAUCGGACACAAAUCUGGUGCGUUCCCUGAUGAACCUGAUGGACUGCAUGAUGGAUGAGUUCCAGGAGGAGAGCCAGAUGAAAGGCAUGAGCCAGAGAGACGUGUGUUCCUGGCUGGAGGGUAUUUUCAUCUUCUCUCUGGUGUGGUCGGUGGGCGCCAGCUGCUCAGAACCCGGCCGGGGGAAGUUUGACAGCCUGGUGAGGGAGAUGCUAACAGGCGCACUAACCGAGGAGACACGGACACGCCACGGUAUCCUGGAGCACGUGGAACCCCCUACCAAGCAGCUAAGCGUGCCCUUACCCACAGAGGGCACGCUCUAUGAGUACCACUUUGUCAAAGAGGGUCCAGGAAGGUGGGCGCUGUGGACCGACGAGCUGUUGCAGGCUCCACCCAUCCCCAGGGACGCACAGUUCAACGAGAUCAUCGUGCCAACGGAAGACACCGUACGCUACACAGCACUGAUGGAGCUACUGGUCACGCACCAGAAGCCUACUAUCUUCGUGGGGCCUACGGGAACUGGCAAGAGUGUGUACAUCAUUGACUUCUUGUUGAAACAUCUGAACAAGGACGUGUACCACCCUCUGUUAAUCAACUUCUCAGCCCAGACCACAGCUGUCCAGACCCAGAACAUCAUCAUGUCCAAGCUGGAUAAGAGACGGAAAGGAGUGUUUGGCCCGCCUCUGAGAAAGAGAAUGGUGGUGUUUGUGGACGAUGUGAACAUGCCGGCGAGGGAGACAUAUGGCGCACAGCCACCAGUAGAGCUGCUGCGUCAGUGGCUGGACCACUGGAACUGGUACGACACCAAGGACUGCUCAGUCAUUAACCUGGUGGACGUUCAGAUCAUGUGUGCCAUGGGGCCUCCUGGAGGGGGGCGGAACCCAGUCACACCUCGAUUCCUCCGUCACUUUAACAUGGUGACAAUCAACGAGUUUGAUGAAAAGACCAUGUACACCAUUUUCUCUAGGAUUCUGACCUGGCACCUGAUCAUACGACUCCCCUUCCCUAAACACUUUGCCAGCCUCAGCUCCCAGAUAGUUGCUGCUACCAUGGCAGUGUAUCAGGAGGCCACUAAGAACCUGCUGCCCACUCCCGCCAAGUCCCACUACCUCUUCAACCUGCGAGAUUUCUCCCGGGUCAUCCAGGGCGUUUGCUUAUCUCGCCCAGAGACAGCAGAUGACCCUAAAGCUAUCAAACGCUUAUGGGUACAUGAGGUGCAGAGAGUUUACUAUGACCGAUUGGUCCACCCAUCUGACCGCACUUGGAUGGUGGACUUCCUGCAGGAGGUCUGCCAGUCCCACCUUAAGGAGGACUUCCAUCAGCUUUUCCAGCAUCUGGACUUUGAUUCAGAUGGCCGCGUGAAUGAAGACGACCUGCGCAGCCUCAUGUUCUGUGACUUCCAUGACCCCAAGGGCGUAGACCACAACUACCGGGAGGUGAGCGACCUGGACCAGCUUCGGCAGGUGGUGGAGUCCCACCUGGAGGAGUACAACAAUGUCAGCAAGGCGCCCAUGAACCUUGUGCUGUUCCGCUUUGCUAUCGAGCACGUCUGCAGGGUCUCCCGCGUGCUUAAGCAGCCCCGGGGUCACGCAUUGUUGGUUGGCGUUGGUGGGAGCGGUCGGCAGUCCCUCACCCGCCUAGCCGCUCACAUGGCCGAAGCAGAGCUCUUCCAGGUGGAGAUCUCCAAAAGCUAUGGACUGACGGAGUGGCGCGAUGACCUGAAGCUCAUCCUGCGGAAGUCCACGACCGGCGACACGCAUGCUGUCUUCCUCUUCACCGACACCCAGAUCAAGAUGGAAUCUUUCCUGGAAGACGUCAGCAACCUGCUGAACUUGGGCGAGGUUCCCAACCUCUUCGCUGUGGACGAGAAGCAGGAGAUCUGCGAGCGCAUGCGGGUGCUGGACCGGCAGCGAGAGCGGGAGCAGCAGACGGACGGCAGCCCACUGGCUCUCUUCAACAUGUUCCUGGAGCGCUGCCGCAGCCAGCUGCACGUGGUGUUGGCCAUGAGUCCCAUUGGAGAUACCUUCAGAGGCCGCCUAAGGCGCUUCCCUGCCCUCAUCAACUGCUGCACUAUAGACUGGUUCCAGAGCUGGCCCACAGACGCGCUCCAGGCUGUGGCUUCACGCUUCUUGGAGGACAUUGAGAUGAAAGAUGUCACUCGUUCUGGCUGCAUCGACAUGUGUCAGAGCUUCCACACCUCCACCAUCGAGUUGUCGGAGCGCUUCCUCACCGAGCUGCAGCGCCACAACUACGUCACCCCCACCUCCUACCUGGAGCUCAUCUCCACCUUCAAAGUUCUACUGCAGCGCAAACGAGCUGAGGUGAUGAAGCUGAAGCGGAGGUACGAGGUCGGUCUGGAGAAGCUGGAGUCAGCCUCCGCCCAGGUGGCCACUAUGCAGGUGGAGCUGGAGGCUCUGCAGCCUCAGCUCCGCGUGGCCAGCAAAGAGGUGGAAGAGAUGAUGGUGGUGAUUGAGCGUGAGUCCGUGGAGGUGGCCAAGACGGAGAAGGUUGUGCGGGUGGAUGAAGCAGUGGCCAACGAGCAGGCCACGGCCGCCAAGGCCAUCAAAGAUGAGUGUGAUGCAGACCUGGCCGUCGCUUUGCCCAUCCUGCAGUCAGCUCUGGCCGCCCUUGACACACUCACACCUCAGGACAUCACAGUGGUGAAAUCUAUGAAGAGUCCUCCGGCUGGAGUUAAACUAGUGAUGGAGGCUAUUUGCAUCCUGAAAGGUAUGAAACCUGACCGGGUUCCCGAUCCGUCUGGCUCCGGCAAAAAGGUGGAGGACUUCUGGGGCCCGGCCAAGAAGCUCCUGGGUGACAUGAAGUUCCUGCAGAGUCUGCACGAAUACAACAAGGACAACAUCCCACCAGCUAACAUGGCCAUUAUACGCAACAAAUACAUCACCAAUCCCGACUUUGUGCCGGAGAAGAUCCGCACGGCUUCCACCGCUGCAGAAGGACUCUGCAAGUGGGUCUGCGCUAUGGACUCCUACGACAAAGUUGCAAAAGUUGUGGCCCCCAAGAAAGAAAAGUUGGCCCAGGCGGAGUCGGAGCUGAAGGUGGCGAUGGAUGGCCUGCGGAAGAAACAGGCCGCUUUGAAAGAGGUCCAGGAUAAACUCGCCAAGCUGCAGGAGACCCUGGAGGCCAACAAGAACAAGAAGGCAGACCUAGAGAACCAGGUGGAACUGUGUAGUAAGAAGCUGGAGCGGGCAGAGCAGUUGAUUGGUGGGCUGGGAGGCGAAAGGAGCCGCUGGAGCGAGACUGCACUGAACCUGGGCGAGCUCUACAGCAACCUGACUGGCGACGUCCUCAUCUCAGCUGCCAUAGUAGCCUAUCUGGGAGCUUUCACCUCCAGUUAUAGACAGAGUGCUACAGACGAUUGGAUUGAGUUGUGUAAGGCCACACAGAUCCCCUGCUCCAAGAACAUGUCCCUAAUGCAGUCUCUGGGAGAGCCUGUGAAGAUCCGGAGCUGGACCAUCGCUGGCCUGCCCUCAGACAGCUUCUCCAUUGAUAAUGGCAUCAUCAUCUCAAAUGCACGGAGAUGGCCACUGAUGAUCGACCCUCAGGGCCAGGCCAACAAGUGGGUGAAAAGAAUGGAGAAGUCCAACAGCUUGCACAUCAUCAAGCUCAGUGACGGGGACUUCGUGCGAACGCUUGAGAACUGCAUUCAGUUUGGUACUCCAGUGUUGCUUGAGAAUGUUGGGGAGGAGCUGGACCCCAUUCUUGAGCCCUUGCUGCUGAAGCAGACUUUUAAACAGGGCGGAAGUGUAUGCAUCCGCCUGGGGGACAACACCCUAGAGUACGCACCAGAUUUCCGCUUCUACAUCACCACCAAACUGCGCAACCCACACUAUCUACCAGAGACCUCAGUCAAAGUGACGCUUCUGAACUUCAUGAUCACUCCGGAGGGGAUGCAGGACCAGCUCCUGGGCAUUGUGGUGGCCCGUGAGAGGCCGGACCUGGAGGAGGAGAAGCAGGCACUCAUCCUGCAGGGAGCAGAGAACAAACGGCAGCUGCAGGAGAUUGAGGACAAGAUCCUGGAGGUCCUCUCCUCAUCCAAGGGAAACAUCCUGGAGGAUGAGACGGCCGUGCAGAUCCUCUCCUCCUCAAAAGUGCUGGCCAACGAAAUCUCGGAGAAGCAGGCCGUUGCUGAGGUGACAGAGCGCAAGAUCGAUGAGACGCGCAUGGGAUACACGCCUGUUGCUGUCCACUCGGCCAUCCUGUUUUUCUCCAUCGCUGACCUGGCCAACAUCGAGCCCAUGUACCAGUAUUCCCUUAGCUGGUUCAUCAACCUCUUCAUCCUCUCCAUCGACAACUCAGACAAGAGUGAUGUACUGGAGCAGAGACUGCAGAUUCUGAGGGACCACUUCACCUACUCGCUGUAUGUGAAUGUCUGCCGAUCACUCUUCGAGAAAGACAAGCUUCUCUUCUCCUUUAGCCUCAAUGUCAAUCUGCUCAAACAUGACAAGCUCAUUGAUGAAAGAGAGUGGUGUUUCCUGCUGACGGGCGGUGUAGGCUUGGAUAACUCUCACUCCAACCCCUGUAAUUGGCUUCCCACUAAGGCCUGGGAUGAGAUCUGUCGUCUGGAUGAGUUGGAGAGCUUCAGGGGCCUGCGCAGGGAUCUGGGCUGCCUCAAAGACGGCUGGAAAGAUGUCUACGACAGCAAGGAUCCACACCACACAUGCUUCCCUGGGGAGUGGCAGGACAAACUGGGGCAGUUUCAGAGAAUGCUGGUGAUUCGCUGCCUGAGACCAGACAAGGUCAUACCCAUGGUGCAGGAGUUUGUGUCAGGCAGCCUGGGUGUUCAGUUUAUCGAAGUCCCCCCCUUUAACUUGGGUAAAGCUUUCGGGGACAGUCACUGCUGCGCCCCCCUCAUCUUCAUCCUCUCACCAGGGUCUGACCCCAUGGCAGCACUACUCAAGUUUGGUGAUGAACAGGGAUUCUCAGGAAACAAGCUGACCUCACUGUCCCUGGGUCAAGGCCAGGGUCCCAUCGCUAUGAACAUGAUUGAGACAGGUGUGAAGGAGGGCACCUGGGUGGUCCUGCAGAACUGCCACCUGGCCACAUCCUGGAUGGCCACUUUGGAACGAGUAUGUGAGGAACUUAAUCCGGACACCACUCACCCAGACUUUCGUCUGUGGCUCACCAGUUACCCCUCACCCAGCUUCCCCGUGGCUGUCCUGCAAAACGGUGUCAAAAUGACUAACGAGGCCCCCAAGGGCCUACGCUCCAACAUCAUUGGCUCCCUCUACAUGGACCCCAUCUCCGACCCUGAGUUCUUCAACAGUAGCUCCAAACCAGGUGUCUUUAAGAAGCUGCUGUAUGGCCUUUGCUUCUUCCAUGCCCUGAUCCAGGAGCGGAGGAAGUUUGGCCCUUUGGGCUGGAACAUCCCCUAUGAGUUCAACGAGACCGACCUGCGCAUCUCUGUCCAACAGCUACACAUGUUCCUCGACCAGUAUGACGAGGUGCCCUUUGACGCACUCCACUACAUGACGGGAGAGUGUAACUACGGAGGUCGAGUUACAGACGACUGGGACCGCAGGACCCUACACACCAUCCUCUCCAUCUUCUACACAGCCUCCGUCCUUGAAGAUCCCCACUACAAGUUUGACCCCAGUGGCAUUUACUACUCACCACCGGAAGGGGCUUAUAGCAGCUACAUUGAAUACACCAAGUCUCUGCCCCUGUACCCCUCGCCGGACAUCUUUGGCAUGAAUGCCAAUGCAGACAUCACCAAGGACCAGGUGGAGACGCAGCUCCUGUUCGACAGCAUCCUGCUCACGCAGUCUCGCAUGUCCGGCGGAGAUGCCAAGUCUACUGAUGACUUGGUGUGCGAGGUGGCAGCCGACAUUCUGAGCAAACUGCCGGCCAGCUUCGACACGGAGGCAGCUGCCCGCCGCUUCCCCACCAGCUACAGCCAGAGCAUGAACACGGUGCUAGUACAGGAGAUGGGCCGCUUCAACGGGCUGCUGUACACCGUCCGCCACUCCUGUGGCAGCAUCCAGAGGGCCAUCAAGGGUCUGGUGGUGAUGUCUGCAGAGCUAGAGGAGGUGGUGACGAGCAUCCUGAAGGGGCGCGUCCCUGGCAUGUGGAUGAAGAAGUCUUACCCUAGUCUGAAGCCACUGGGAGGCUACAUCAGUGACUUCCUGGACAGGCUCAAGUUUUUACAGGCAUGGUACGAGAACGGGACGCCCGCCGUGUUCUGGAUCUCUGGCUUUUUCUUCACCCAGGCCUUCCUGACAGGAGGUCAGCAGAACUACGCACGCAAACACUCAAUCCCUAUCGACCUGCUGGGCUUUGACUUCCAGGUCAUGGACGACACGGAGUACAAGCAGCCUCCCGAGGACGGGGUCUACAUACGAGGCUUGUUCCUGGAUGGGGCUCGGUGGGACAGAACAACAAAGCUCCUGGCAGAGUCCUACCCCAAAGCCCUACAUGACACCAUGCCAGUGAUUUGGCUGAAGCCCAUGAAGAAGCAGGACAUCCCCCAGCAGCUGUGCUACAUCUCUCCUGUGUAUAAGACCAGUGAGAGACGUGGAACCCUGUCGACCACAGGCCACUCCACAAACUAUGUCAUCGCUAUGACCCUCAGUUCCGCCGUGCCUCCUGAGCACUGGAUCCGUCGUGGUGUAGCACUGCUGUGUCAGCUAAACUCCUAGCCUCCUUAGCUCUGUUCAUUACAUACAACUGUUAACAGUUCCCUCCUCAACACUGCAUUAAACACUAUCAAUACCUCCGUCCUCAACACUGUAUUAAACACUAUUAUUAAUACUGCUAGCUAUCCUUUCAUAACACCAUGCAUUAAACAACCUUAUUAAUACUGUUACAACCUAUCAUUUCUGAAGUAUUUUACUGCAUAUGGACCUAUGAAUCUAUAACAUUCAUUAUAAUGUUAAUUAUACUUGGGAUAUCCAAUCGGUCUCCUCCGGGCUCUCUUUUUUCCUUUGUUCAUUUCCUGGUCCUUUACCAGAAGCCAGGGAGCUUCCUGUGUAGCAAUAUCUUGGCUGUUCCCAGGACUGCCUUCUUCUGGAUGGAGAUCUGGGAUGUUGUACCUGGGAUCUGUCAGAGCCAUUCUUCCAGUUUCCCAGUUUGGGGGUCACAGACUCCGAUUACUACUGGAGCAUCUUUUUCAGGUCUUCUCUCAGCUCUUGGUAUUUCUCAGGCUUUUUGUGUUCCUUGUUCCUGAUGUUGCUAUCUCUUUGGAUUGCUACAUGUAUCACUAUGGCCCUCUUCUGUUGUUUUGCACUACUGUGUCUGGCUGGUUAGGCAUUACCAUUUUGUCUGUCUGUAUCUAGAAGCCCCCAGGAUAAUUCUCCACCACCUUCGGGGUGCAUCCCACUUUUACCUCAGAGGUUACAACCCAUACAGUUGUUUCUGUAUACUGUGCCAGGUUAUGGCAUUGGAGAUAUAGAUAUAUAUAUAUAAAAUAAUGGCAAACAUGCACUUUAGACAAAACAGGUACUUAAUGUCUUGCAUAUUGUACAAUGAGAACUGAUCUGAGGUCUGUUAGGCUGACAUUGACAAACUGUGACUAAUGACUUGCAGCUUACAUAAAAUCACUGUAACAAAGGAAUGACUUUUUGCAACCUUUAUUUUCCUCUUUUGAUGGGGGAAUGCACACAAUCAGCAAGAAUGGCAAAUGUGGUGAGAACAUUUAUACACCCAAGUUUUGUUAACAGAAGCAAUUAUUGAGAAAAAAAGGACAAACUAAAUGAAACCAGACCAAUACUUGGUCUUGGAGGUAAACCCUGGGGCAAACAGCUGCUCAGUGAAAAACUAGCUGUCCAACCUCAAGUGCAAACUCAAACAUAAACAUCCAUUUUACUCUGCAACAUCCUUGGGCAGCUCAUCGUCUUUUCAUUAUGUUCUACAAGUCUGUUUAACCUAACCACAUUUACCUUUUUGGAUUAAUCUGCAUCUGGAAUCUCACUGACAUUUUCUGAAUCUUAGGCACUGAAAUCAUGAGAUUAUGUUUAGAUCACUGCACCAAAGAAAAGUAGACCUCACAGGCUUUAUUGUUCCAAGUUACACAAAUAAUGAAAAGUAAAAUUAAAAUGAACCAAAUGUUUAAACACUCAGUGUUAGCCUUCCUCCAUUUAGCAGCAGAAUGUAAAAUAGAAAGUAUUCCAUUUACCUCACGAAAAUUCUGAUCAAAUUAAGCACAUCUGAUGUACGAGACUGACCAAGAUCUACACUGAAGUGAAUGAAUAAAUGGAUGUCACACAGUGACAGGAUAAGUGCAAGUGGCACAGAUUAAGGUGCCUGCCAACCCUAGCCGGUGUGCAACAACCUCAUUGUGCUCAGCCAACGGAAUGUCUGCAGGCAUCUAGAGGUGCAGUCAGUGCAUGAGCACAAACCAGUCCCACCAGCCUGGGAGUGACGAGGUGGGCACCAGUCACACAGGCAAGUCAAAUGUUAAAUGUGUCGUCAGUGGGACAAAAUUAAUAGGGAAUGUUACAUUGUUUUGAAUACAAGUUGUCAAACAUCUACACAAGUGAAAAUUAGGUCAAUUAUUCAAAGAUUAAGUGAAAUUGGAUUUUCUCAACAAGAUCCGUUUUAAGGAACAUUUUCUUAGAUUGUCAAAGUAAAUGUCAAAAUGUGUAACUAAACAACAAACCUCUGGAAUCUGAGAAGUGACUUUUUGAAUUGUCACAUGGUCAGCUAAAAUGUCAGUCAUUUACUCCAGCAAUGCACCCUGUGUAUGUAGCAAUAUUUUGCUAUUGUAUACGGCUGACGAUGUUUUAAACAGCUGAAAAUCAAACCCUUAAAACAAGGAAUCAUGAUUCCAAUAAUUACAGUUGUAAAAAAGUAUAGGAUGGAAAAAAAUUCAUUAGACAAUGUUUUUUGAAACCAAAUGUACAGCAUAAGUAUAAGCAAUCAAAAACGUUUUCAAAAUGUACAGUAUGUUAAGUAUGAGCAAUCAUAAACUGACAUUUUGUGUAUUGAUAUUUUCUGGCAAACCUAAUUAAUGCAAUACACUAGAAUUACACGAAUCACUACAACUUGUACAGCAGUAACUUCACCUUGCCCCUAGAUUGUUCAAGUCUGUAUGUAUCACAUUAUAAUUAACACUGUGUGCUUUCACUUAAUACUCAGACUCACCAAGGGUCAAAAACAAUGGUUUGUUUGUUUCAACAGAAAAGUAAGAAAACACAAAGUGUGAUGAAUGUAGUGUGCACAUCAUGUCUACAGCUAGGAAUAGUACACGGAUAUUACAGCAUGAUGGAAACGGGGAAGACGGAUGGUAGCAGCCAUUGCUGGUACACGCGCUAACUAAUGAAACACUCCCUAAACAGCACCAGGUUCUUCGGCACCAGGCACAAAAUGGCUGCCAAUAGUUACCGGUACAGUCCAGAAGCCCCGCUGGGCUGCUCUCAGAAUCCUUUACAACAAGGUGAGCUCAUAAAGCUAUGGGCUGUGGGUCAGCACCACAACGGCAGGACAACACCAGACGUAGCACAACAGGACAUCAUAUUUUCUCAUGAAUGGGCUUUGGUUCAGAGGUCAUGCCACAAGUGUGCUGUGAAUAGCAGAGCUAAACACGAUUCUACUGGCUAUACAACUCAGCACGCAG
Electrophorus electricus (electric eel) is the source of this 15309-nucleotide messenger RNA. It is a transcript of the gene dnah7, whose product is annotated as dynein, axonemal, heavy chain 7. The record is from RefSeq and is a predicted model, not a curated record. Gene Ontology annotation, biological process: microtubule-based movement. Lineage: Eukaryota; Metazoa; Chordata; Actinopteri; Gymnotiformes; Gymnotidae. Gene Ontology annotation, molecular function: calcium ion binding; ATP hydrolysis activity; ATP binding. Gene Ontology annotation, cellular component: dynein complex.